AAUAAUCAUAAAAUUGCAUUGUGUGAGGAUAUUUUAUAUCGAGCUCAUAUGCAAUUACAAGAUCUUGAAGAUGCAAAUGAUAUUCUUGCUACAAUUGAGCAUGAAGCUUUUACUCAAUUGAAAAAUAUACUUUUACUAAGUGAAAAAUCUUUAAAAAAUUUUCCUAAUAUGCCAAUUCCCUCUAUCACUUCAAAUAUUAGUAAUAAUAAAGAAAAAUUAAAUCAUUUAAUAUGUGAAGAGAGAUCUUACAAUAUAACAAACUUAGAAACUGAAUUACAAUGCAAUAUACUUUUGUUAAAUAAUGAUCAAUGUGCA
Molecule: messenger RNA, 315 nt
Organism: Dentiscutata erythropus
Lineage: Eukaryota; Fungi; Glomeromycota; Glomeromycetes; Diversisporales; Gigasporaceae
Source: the annotation of a GenBank genome assembly